Messenger RNA from Acanthisitta chloris (rifleman), 747 nucleotides. RefSeq names its product transcription factor ETV7-like. Lineage: Eukaryota; Metazoa; Chordata; Aves; Passeriformes; Acanthisittidae. The record is from RefSeq and is a predicted model, not a curated record. Gene Ontology annotation, cellular component: nucleus. Gene Ontology annotation, molecular function: sequence-specific DNA binding; DNA-binding transcription factor activity, RNA polymerase II-specific. Gene Ontology annotation, biological process: cell differentiation; regulation of transcription by RNA polymerase II. The annotation marks the transcript as partial. The transcript has 6 exons.
GGCAAAGUGGCUGUUGGCUCCUCCAGUGCUGUUGUGGCAGCCUUAUUACCAACCCCAUCCCAGGACAGACACUCUCCCAGCAGAGUUGGGGACAUCUUCAAGCUUCCAGGCAGGCUGAGAAUCCAGCCCUCCCUGUGGAGCAAGGAUGACGUGAUCCACUGGCUGAGGUGGGCUGAGAAGGAAUAUUCCCUUCGGCCAAGUGACGAAAGCAAGUUUGAAAUGAAUGGCAAAGCUCUGUGCAUCCUCACCAAGGAGGACUUCAGACACCGAGCCCCCAGCUCAGGUGAUGUGCUUUAUGAAAUACUCCAGUUCAUCAAGAUUCAAAGAAGAGCUCUGGUGUGCAGCCCCUUGCUGACCUCCCCCUUUGGAGAAGCCAGGAGCCCAGAGGAAGACUGCAGGUUGCUGUGGGAAUAUGUGUACCAGCUGCUCUCGGACAGUCGCUACGAGCCCUACAUCAAGUGGGAGGACAAGGAGGCCAAAGUCUUCCGGGUGGUUAACCCAAAUGGACUUGCCCAGCUCUGGGGGAACCACAAGAACCGAACGAACAUGACCUAUGAGAAGAUGUCACGAGCGCUCAGACAUUACUACAAACUCAACAUCAUCAAAAAGGAGCCCGGGCAGAAGCUCUUGUUCAGGUUUUUGAAGACUCCUGGGGAGGUUGUCCAGGAGAAAUCCAGCAAACUGGAGCAGCUGGAGAAUGAGGACCAUGAAGAUUUGAAAGAAGAUCCACUGGAGGGUUCACCAUAG